Messenger RNA from Lagopus muta (rock ptarmigan), 938 nucleotides. RefSeq names its product protein FAM3A-like. The record is from RefSeq and is a predicted model, not a curated record. Lineage: Eukaryota; Metazoa; Chordata; Aves; Galliformes; Phasianidae.
UACGAGCAGUCGCUGCGCGCGCUCAGCCUCGAUGACGUCGAACGCCUGGCGGCGCGCCUAUUGGCCGGCUCCUCUUCCGGCUCAGACUCCGCCUCUUCCGGCCAAGACGCGGCGUCUUCCGAUUUAAGCCCCGCCCCUGGCGAUAGCGAUCCCGCCCCCGCCGAACUCGUCCAAUAAACGAACGCGAAACUGAACGCUGAUUGGUUGCUCGCACCGGAAGUGUUUGAUGGGGGGGGUGGGGGGUUGAUCGAAGAGCGGGAUUGGUUAAGAGCACCGGAAGAGGAGGGAGUAACGAGCCGGGCGGACUUCCGGGCCGUGGGGGGCGGGAGAAGGGCGGAGCCAUGAGGCUGGCCGUGCUGCUGCGCCCCGCUCUGCUCUGUGGGGCUGCGUUGCUCUGCUGGCUGCUGCUCAGCGCCCUGCUGGGAGCCCCCCCCGCUCUGCCCACAUUGAGGCGCCUGCUGGCUGAUUGGGGUCCGGAGGCGCCGCCAACUGAAGCCCGCCCCCCCCCCGCCCUGCCGUGCGCCCUCCCCCGCCGCUGCCCCCCCCAUCAUUUCCCCUUCCGGCUUCGCAGCGGCGCCGCCAACGUCGUGGGACCCAAAAUCUGCCUGGGGGGCAAAAUGCUGAUGAGCAGCGCACAGAACAACGUGGGGCGGGGGCUGAACGUGGCGCUCGUUAACGGCGUGACGGGGGAGCUGAUGGCGGCGCGGAGCUUCGACAUGUGGGCAGGAGACUCCAACGAGCUGCUGAAGUUCCUGCGGCCGCUGCACGAGGGAACCGUGGUGCUCGUGGCCUCCUAUGAUGAUCCUGCAACCAGGCUGACGGAGGAGUGCAGGCGGCUGCUGGCUGAGCUGGGAAGCGGCGCCGUGGGGUCGCUGGGCUUCCGGGACAGCUGGGUGUUCGUCGGGGGGAAGGGGGUGCAGAGCUCCCCGUUUGAGCAG